GCUGAGCUGGAUUCCUAGAGAGGACAGGAAAUGAAAGUGUCGCGGGGGGGGGGCAGGUCCUCCGUCCCCCCUCCCUUCCUGCAAGGGGGGAGGGGCUGUCAUCUCCUUUACAAAUGCUUCCUCGGCGAUGGCUUCUGCGCUCUGGCUUCCUGAGAGCACAGAUGGAUGAGCAAGACUUAGCUGGCCCUAAAGCAGGAAGAAGCCAGGCCAUGGAAACUGGGAGCAGUGGGGGAUUCUGGGAAAACUCCGUUCAGAAGCUCCUGGGAGAUGAGGACACCCUCCGCUCAGAUGUGCAGAGCCAGCAGUUCAGGCAGUUCUGCUACCAGGAGGCCAAAGGACCUCGGGAGGUUUGCAGCCGACUCUACCACCUUUACUAUCAGUGGCUGAAGUCAGAAAAGCACAUGGAAGCUGAGAUGCUGGACCUGGUGAUCUUGGAGCAGUUCCUGGCUGUCCUUCCCCCGGAGAUGGAGAGCUGGGUGAGGGAAUGCGGAGCAGAGACCAGUUCCCAGGCGGUGGCCCUGGCCAAAGGUUUCCUCCUGAGUCAGGCAGAGGAGAGGAAGCAGGCAGAGAGGAAGCAGGGUCCAGUGUGCUUUGAAGAUGUAGCUGUGCAUUUCACGGAGGAGGAGUGGGCGUUGCUGGAUCCUGACCAGAGAGCAUUGCAUAAGGAAGUCAUGGAGGAGAAUCGUGGGAUCAUGGCCUCUCUUGGUGGUGAUGAAUUGGAAAUGAAGAACAAGGGAGACAACGACAAAAUCCACAUAGUGGAGAAAUCAUACGAAUAUUUGGAGUGUGGAGAGAGCUCCAUCUCCCUUUCCACUUCCUAUCAAAGAAAUCCUAUUGGGAUGAAGCGCUAUCAGUGCUUGGAAUGUGGCAAGAGAUUCACCCAGAAGGGAAUUCUCACUGCCCAUCAGAGAAUUCAUACAGGGGAGAAACCCUAUCAGUGCUUGGAAUGUGGAAAGAGCUUCACCCAGAAGCAAAGUCUCACUGCCCAUCAGAGAAUUCAUACACUGGAGAAACCAUUUCACUGUCAAAAGUGUGGAAAGAGCUUCAAGUGGAAGUCAAAUCUCACUUCCCAUCAAAGAAUUCAUAUGGGGGAGAAACCAUUUCAGUGUUUGGAUUGUAGAAAGAGCUUCACCCACAAGAACAAUCUCAUUUCCCAUCUAAGAAUACAUACAGGGGAGAAACCAUAG
Zootoca vivipara (common lizard) is the source of this 1187-nucleotide messenger RNA. RefSeq names its product zinc finger and SCAN domain-containing protein 31. Gene Ontology annotation, molecular function: DNA-binding transcription factor activity, RNA polymerase II-specific; RNA polymerase II cis-regulatory region sequence-specific DNA binding. Gene Ontology annotation, cellular component: nucleus. NCBI's taxonomy places the organism in Eukaryota, Metazoa, Chordata, Lepidosauria, Squamata, Lacertidae. Gene Ontology annotation, biological process: regulation of transcription by RNA polymerase II. The record is from RefSeq and is a predicted model, not a curated record.